Molecule: messenger RNA, 369 nt
Organism: Caenorhabditis angaria
Lineage: Eukaryota; Metazoa; Nematoda; Chromadorea; Rhabditida; Rhabditidae
Source: the annotation of a GenBank genome assembly
AUGAAUAACCAUUUCUCAAAGUCGGUCACUAAUCUUUCCUCAAUAAACGUGUCCAAAAAACCAUCGGAUCAAAUUGAGAGAGCGAAUUCUCUCAAAAAUCCGCCGCCUUCUUCAUCGGCUACACAGAAAAAAUCGAAGAUCGGGGUACGUUUUUUUGUUAAUAAUGGUGAUAUAAAAAUCUUUUUUUUUCAGAAUACACGAAGCUUCAGUUUGACUCGAAAAUCGAGAUAUAUUGACGAGAGCAGCGGUCCGGCAAAUCUGGAAAACAAGACUGGAAUGGAUCCAAAACUUUUCAAUCGAAUUCUCGAAGUUCACAUCAGCAAAAUGCCAAUGGGACCCGGAAUGGAGGAAUUUGAUAAAAUUAAUUAA